CGCGGCGGGCGGGCCGCCACCAUGCAGGUCCCGCACAAGGAGCACCUGUACAAGCUACUGGUGAUCGGCGACCUGGGCGUGGGCAAGACCAGCAUCAUCAAGCGCUACGUGCACCAGAACUUCUCCUCGCACUACCGGGCCACCAUCGGCGUGGACUUCGCGCUCAAGGUGCUCCACUGGGACCCGGAGACCGUGGUGCGCCUGCAGCUCUGGGACAUCGCGGGUCAAGAAAGAUUUGGAAACAUGACACGGGUCUAUUACCGAGAAGCUAUGGGUGCAUUUAUUGUCUUCGAUGUCACCAGGCCGGCUACAUUUGAAGCAGUGACAAAGUGGAAGAAUGACUUGGACUCAAAGUUAAGUCUCCCUAACGGCAAACCAGUUUCAGUGGUUUUGUUGGCCAACAAAUGUGACCAGGGGAAGGAUGUGCUCCUGAACAACGGCCUCAAGAUGGACCAGUUCUGCAAGGAGCAUGGUUUCGUGGGAUGGUUUGAAACAUCGGCAAAGGAAAAUAUCAACAUCGAUGAGGCCUCCAGAUGCCUGGUGAAACACAUACUUGCCAAUGAGUGUGACCUGAUGGAGUCCAUUCAGCCUGACAUCGUCAAGCCACAUCUCACAUCGCCCAGGGUUUUCAGCUGCUCCAGCUGUUCCAAAUCCUAGUAGGCUGCGGUGCUGGAGUAUGGUGGGAAGAAUCCAUCAUCUCAUG
Molecule: messenger RNA, 703 nt
Organism: Budorcas taxicolor (takin)
Lineage: Eukaryota; Metazoa; Chordata; Mammalia; Artiodactyla; Bovidae
Gene: RAB38
Product: RAB38, member RAS oncogene family
Exons: 3
Coding region: 22-657 (211 amino acids)
Biological process (GO): vesicle-mediated transport
Cellular component (GO): vesicle; Golgi apparatus; trans-Golgi network
Molecular function (GO): GTP binding; GTPase activity
Source: RefSeq, a predicted model, not a curated record